UUCGUGUAAAUUGCAUGACGAACAGAUGGUUAGCUCUGACAGAACAAAAACCAGAAGAAAAGGGCAAAUGGGGCGGUGAUCAGAAGCACCCGUUUCUAUCUACUCUCACCUAAAUUAACGCCAAUAGCCCAAUCAUCUAAAUACUUAUUUUCAUUUUUAAUUCUUCAACCAACCGUUGAGAGCCGCGUAGUCAACUUUCGAAUCUCAUUAUUUUCUAAAAAUAGUAACGAGUACACGCAACAUACCCGCCCUGUUGCAUUUUUCAUAUUUUCAGGAAAAAGGAAAAAUAAAAAUAGUGAGGAAAAAAGAGAAAUUAGUUGGUUAAACAAAGUCGUUAUCGCUUAUAAAAACGGAGGAACCAUUGGGGGGAUUUUAAGAGAACGAGUCUACCCGUCAACCGCCGGAGAACGCAGAUCCAGCGAGAUUCUGCCGGUUAUUCGGAGCAACUGGAACUAGAUUCAACGGACGGAAAUCAUGAACGGCUAUCGGACACGAGGAGAGAGUAAAUGCGACGAUCGGCGGGAUGCGGAGGUUAAAUACGAUGAGAAGCAGAGGAGGACGAAGAGGACGAAUGAAACGAGGUCGUUCCAAAGGCGAUUGGUGAAGUACAAGGACUUGCCGGAGUAUCUUAAAGACAACGAGUAUAUACUGGGCUCUUACCGGUGUGAAUGGCCUGUGAAAGAGGCGCUCUACAGUGUAUUUUCAUGGCACAACGAGACUCUGAACGUCUGGACCCAUUUGGUAGGGUUUUUUAUAUUCGGAGCAAUGAUUGUGAUGACCCUGAUGGAAGGGACGGAGCUCGGAGGUUUUCUGCUCGCUAAUUUCUCCAGAGCUACAGUUUCGGGGCCAUUCUGGACGACCAUGGGUAUGGAAAAGGACGUCAACGGCUCUGAUAGCAUUAUGCCAGAAACAAGACAAGUCCCACAGCCAUCAGUUUUCUUAGAUAGAGCGGAUAAAAAGACGGACUUACCAAGAUGGCCGUGGUUCGUUUUCUUGGCUGGUGCCAUGGGUUGCUUGGUUUGUAGCAGUCUCUCCCACCUCCUGGCUUGCCAUUCCAAACGCUUCAACCUUUUCUUCUGGCGCCUGGAUUAUGCAGGCAUUUCUUUGAUGAUAGUUGGAUCCUUCUUUGCUCCCAUUUAUUAUGUCUUUCUCUGCAACUAUUAUCCUCGUCUCGUCUAUCUUUCUUCGAUAUCGGUGCUUGGUGUAGCUGCCAUUGUUACUCUUCUUGCACCUGCUCUCUCGGCCCCUCGUUUCCGAGUCUUCAGAGCCUCCUUAUUUCUUUCCAUGGGCUUCUCAGGAAUAAUUCCAGCUACACAUGCUGUUGCUCUCUACUGGGGCCAUCCGGAUAUUUAUUUUGCCUUCUGGUAUGAGCUUGCCAUGGCUUUUCUAUAUGCUGCUGGAGCUGGGUUCUAUGUUAGUCGGAUACCAGAACGAUGGAAACCCGGUGCAUUUGACAUUGCAGGGCACAGCCACCAGAUUUUUCAUGUAUUUGUUGUUCUAGCAGCACUGGCACAUAGUGCAGCAACGUUGUUUAUUAUCGAUUUUCGACGGAGUUCACCCACCUGCAGCUCUUAGGCGUUCCUUGAUGGCUUAGCUAAGCCACUAAGUAGGUCAGAGCGAGCUUCUGGGACAUACUCAUCAAUCUUCUCCGAAAAUGUAUUGAUGUAAACUGAAACAACUACUGUAGCUCUUCAGUUAGGGAAUUGCAGGAUGUACACGCCCCAUGUUAUUUGCUUGAAAAGAAUUCAUUUGCUCUCGAAAAAGUAGGAACCAACAUCUCAUUCUAUAGGAAUACAAAUCACCUGUACACAAAGUACUCUUAAGAAGCUUAUUUGACAAACUCACGUGUUCAUGAA
This is a messenger RNA of Cucurbita pepo subsp. pepo (vegetable marrow), 1856 nucleotides long. It is a transcript of the gene HHP2, whose product is annotated as heptahelical transmembrane protein2. Gene Ontology annotation, biological process: response to hormone. Gene Ontology annotation, molecular function: signaling receptor activity. Gene Ontology annotation, cellular component: membrane. The record is from RefSeq and is a predicted model, not a curated record. Lineage: Eukaryota; Viridiplantae; Streptophyta; Magnoliopsida; Cucurbitales; Cucurbitaceae.